AUGGCGUUCGAUCUAGACGCUUGUAUUGCGAGGCUAUUACAAAAACAAUUACUCGGCGAAGCAUUACUACGAGAAAUAUGUGAAAAGACAAAAGAAUUGUUGAUGAGAGAAUCAAAUGUGGUUCAUAUUGCUUCUCCUGUCACUGUUGUUGGGGAUAUACAUGGACAGUUUUACGAUCUAAUAGAAAUCUUUAGAAUCGGAGGUUAUUCACCACAUACCAAUUAUUUAUUCUUGGGAGAUUAUGUCGAUAGAGGAUUAUUCUCGGUGGAAACGAUAUCGCUCUUAACAUGCUUGAAACUUCGAUACCCUGACCGUGUUCAGCUUAUCCGCGGUAAUCAUGAAAGUAGGGCGGUAACGCAAACCUAUGGAUUUUAUACCGAAUGUACAAGAAAGUACGGAAGUGCAAACGUUUGGUCAUACUUUACCGAUAUGUUUGACUUUUUGACGUUAUCAACAGUCAUUGAUGAUCAGAUAUUUUGCGUUCAUGGAGGAUUGUCACCCUCGGUGCAUUAUAUCGAUCAGGUCAAAGUGAUCGAUAGAUUCAGAGAAAUUCCUCAUGAAGGUCCUAUGGCCGAUUUGGUUUGGUCAGAUCCUGAUCCGGAUAAAGAGGAAUUUGCAAUCUCUCCAAGAGGUGCAGGCUUCACUUUUGGCUCUUCAGUAGUGAAGCAUUUCCUGCAGCGAAACAAUAUGGUACACAUCUUACGUGCUCAUCAACUUUGCAUGGAAGGAUUUUCCGUCUUGUACGAUGACCGUUUGAGCACAGUUUGGAGCGCUCCCAAUUACUGCUACAGAUGCGGAAAUAUGGCAAGUAUUUUGGAAGUUGGACCGGGAGGGACAAAGCAUUUCAACACAUUCGAAGCUGCUCCCGAGAACGAGAGAGAUGGACCUGCACAGGCUGCACAAGCCGCACAAGCAGCUCAAGUUGCUCAACAGAACGGUCAGAUCGUCAAACCACAAGUGGAAUACUUUCUCUAA
This is a messenger RNA of Meira miltonrushii, 975 nucleotides long. Its product is annotated as putative PPG1-phospho protein phosphatase PPG catalytic chain. Gene Ontology annotation, cellular component: FAR/SIP/STRIPAK complex. Gene Ontology annotation, molecular function: protein serine/threonine phosphatase activity. NCBI's taxonomy places the organism in Eukaryota, Fungi, Basidiomycota, Exobasidiomycetes, Exobasidiales, Brachybasidiaceae. The record is from RefSeq and is a predicted model, not a curated record. The transcript has a single exon. Gene Ontology annotation, biological process: peptidyl-serine dephosphorylation. The coding region runs from base 1 to 975 and encodes 324 amino acids.